Molecule: messenger RNA, 1784 nt
Organism: Drosophila hydei
Lineage: Eukaryota; Metazoa; Arthropoda; Insecta; Diptera; Drosophilidae
Gene: eEF1alpha1
Product: elongation factor 1-alpha 1
Exons: 2
Coding region: 112-1503 (463 amino acids)
Biological process (GO): translation; translational elongation
Molecular function (GO): GTP binding; translation elongation factor activity; GTPase activity
Source: RefSeq, a predicted model, not a curated record
ACAAGUUUCCUGUUACGCCGAACUCUCGUUCACUUUGUUCAAGUCUGUCGCCGGAUUAGCAUAGACUUUGUGAUUUCUCAUUCAAUUUAUUCGAGACUCGUAUAAACCAAGAUGGGCAAGGAAAAGAUUCACAUCAACAUUGUCGUGAUUGGACACGUCGACUCCGGCAAGUCCACCACCACCGGUCACUUGAUCUACAAGUGCGGUGGUAUCGACAAGCGUACCAUUGAGAAGUUCGAGAAGGAGGCUCAGGAGAUGGGCAAGGGCUCGUUCAAGUACGCAUGGGUUUUGGAUAAAUUGAAGGCUGAGCGUGAGCGUGGUAUCACCAUUGAUAUCGCUCUGUGGAAGUUCGAGACUUCCAAGUACUACGUGACCAUCAUUGAUGCUCCCGGCCACAGAGAUUUCAUCAAGAACAUGAUCACUGGUACCUCCCAGGCCGAUUGUGCUGUCUUGAUUGUUGCUGCUGGUACUGGUGAAUUCGAGGCCGGUAUUUCCAAGAACGGUCAGACUCGCGAGCAUGCUCUGCUUGCUUUCACUCUGGGAGUCAAGCAACUGAUUGUUGGUGUCAACAAGAUGGAUUCAUCUGAGCCACCAUACAGCGAGUCCCGUUAUGAGGAAAUCAAGAAGGAAGUGUCUUCGUACAUCAAGAAGAUCGGCUACAACCCGGCGGCUGUUGCCUUCGUGCCCAUUUCCGGAUGGCACGGUGACAAUAUGUUGGAACCAUCGACCAACAUGAACUGGUUCAAGGGAUGGAAGGUGGAGCGCAAGGAAGGUAAUGCUGAAGGCAAGACCCUCAUCGAUGCCCUCGAUGCUAUCCUGCCCCCCUCCCGCCCAACCGAGAAGCCCCUGCGUCUUCCCCUGCAGGAUGUCUACAAAAUUGGCGGUAUCGGAACAGUACCCGUCGGUCGUGUGGAGACUGGUGUCCUGAAACCUGGCUGCCUUGUUGUCUUUGCCCCAGCUAACAUCACCACUGAGGUUAAGUCCGUGGAGAUGCACCACGAAGCCCUCACCGAGGCCGUUCCCGGUGACAACGUUGGUUUCAACGUUAAGAACGUCUCCGUUAAGGAGCUGCGUCGUGGCUAUGUUGCCGGCGAUUCCAAGGCCAACCCCCCCAAGGGUGCUGCCGAUUUCACCGCUCAGGUCAUCGUGCUGAACCACCCUGGCCAGAUUGCCAACGGUUACACACCAGUGUUGGAUUGCCACACCGCUCACAUUGCUUGCAAGUUCGCUGAGAUCAAGGAGAAGGUCGAUCGUCGUUCCGGCAAGACCACUGAGGAGAACCCCAAGUUCAUCAAGUCUGGUGAUGCUGCCAUCGUCAACUUGGUGCCCUCCAAGCCUCUGUGCGUUGAGUCCUUCCAGGAGUUCCCUCCUCUAGGUCGUUUCGCUGUCCGUGACAUGAGACAGACUGUCGCUGUCGGUGUCAUCAAGGCUGUCAACUUCAAGGAUGCUUCCGGUGGCAAGGUCACCAAGGCCGCCGAGAAGGCUACCAAGGCCAAGAAGUAGCUGGUUUCUAUCAAUAACAACAAAAUUAUGAUGAAGCAGCCACAACCCAACAACAGCAACAACAAUAACAGCAGCAGCAACAACAACAGCAACAAUGAUAAGCACAACAGUAGUCGAACACAAACACCUGUCCUGGGCAAGAUGAAUGAUAAGAUGAUGUUCCAGCAAAAGCAAAAAUUUAAUUUUUUCCAUCGUAAAGAAUUUCGUCGGAUACGAAUGUUAAACGCCAUCGCCGCCUAGACGAUUGAGUGGAAGAUGGAGCACACACACUGCAGAUUUCA